GCGAGGAUGAAGGCAGCCAUGUCACCGCUUUUCAUCAUUUUACUAAUUAUAAUGAUGUGUAGUUGCGGCAUUAUUUCCGCUCUUGACCUUGCCAGAACAAAUGCAGCGGAACGUCGCCCUCGUGUUGAUUUGAAAAUAUCCGAACGAGACCAACAUAACUCAAUUGAGAAGUACGAGCACAUUCGCCAAUCUCGAAGAUUACGUAACGAUGAUAUUGACGGCAUUGAUCAAGGAAGCAGAGUCUCUCCUCCAAUAUUUACUUCGAUCACUACUUGGGGAUGUGGUGUCGACGAGAUUGUUUGUCCAUCGACCGGUGAAUGUAUACCUAGCUAUUAUUUGUGUGACGAAGUGCCAGAUUGCCCAGAUGCGUUUGACGAAUCAGACUCUUUGUGCGACUAUACCGUGUGCGGACUUGUUAUGAUUAAAUGUCCAGCUGAUGGAGAAUGUCUAAUUUCGUUUGAAAUGUGCAAUGGAUACGAAAUGGACUGCAGCGACAACUUUGAUGAAUCGACGGCUAUCUGUGGAGCGGAAUGUGGACGUGGGGAAUACCAGUGUUCAGAUGGAAGAUGCUUGCCAACUUAUUGGGUGUGCGAUGGGUAUGGUGACUGUGUUGACGGUGGUGACGAAGCGCCCUCUAUAUGUGCAGGUUGCAGUGUAGGAUUCUUGAAAUGCUCCGAUGGAACGUGCAUAUCAACUGAUAAAGCGUGUGAUGGAAUACCAAAUGACUGUUCUGGCAAUUAUGAUGACUCGCUAGAAUUGUGUAGAAAUGGUAAUACUGGAUGCACACAAUUUGCAUGUUCAACUGGUGAAUGCAUUAGUCAAAUGAAUCUUUGUGAUGGAAUCGCAGAUUGUGUCAGUGGUGAGGACGAGACAAACUGUGGUUGUAGCUUUGCUGAAUUUACCUGUACUGAUGGCAGCUGUAUUCCUUUAUCCUACAAAUGUGACGGAAUAGUAGACUGUUCUGAUGCGGGUGAUGAAAGCACACUGACAUGUAAUCUAACCCCCUGCACAUUGCUGCAAUAUGAAUGCUCUACUGGUGAAUGUAUGUCUACAGAUCAGCUAUGUGAUGGUAUUAGUAAUUGUCCUAGUGGUGAAGAUGAGACGAACUGUGGUUGUACAUGGGCUGAAUUUACCUGCCCUGAUGGUAGCUGUAUUCCUUUAUCCUACAAAUGUGACGGAAUAGUAGACUGUUCUGAUGCGGGUGAUGAAAGCACGCUGACAUGUACUGAUCCAUGCCCAGCAUAUGAAUGCUCUACUGGUGAAUGUAUUUCUACAGAUCAGCUAUGUGAUGGUAUUAGUGAUUGUCCUAGUGGGGAAGAUGAGGCAAACUGUGGUUGCACAUGGGCUGAAUUUACCUGCCCUGAUGGUAGCUGUAUUCCUGUAUCUUACGAAUGUGAUGGAAUAGUAGACUGUUCUGAUGGUGCUGACGAACAAACGCCACUUUGUGCAGUUUGUACAAAUGAAGAAUUUACCUGUACUGAUGGCAGCUGUAUUCCUUUAUCCUACAAAUGUGACGGAAUAGUAGACUGCCCAAGUGAAGUCGAUGAAAGCCCUCAUACAUGUACUGAUCCAUGCCCAGCAUAUGAAUGCUCUACUGGUGAAUGUAUUUCUACAGAUCAGCUAUGUGAUGGUAUUAGUGAUUGUCCUAGUGGGGAAGAUGAGACAAACUGUGGUUGCACAUGGGCUGAAUUUACCUGCCUUGAUGGUAGCUGUAUUCCUAUAUCUUACGAAUGUGAUGGAAUAGUAGACUGUUCUGAUGGUGCUGACGAACAAACGCCACUUUGUGCAGUUUGUACAAAUGAAGAAUUUACCUGUACUGAUGGUAGCUGUAUUCCUUUAUCCUACAAAUGUGACGGAAUAGUAGACUGCCCAAGUGAAGUCGAUGAAAGCCCUCAUACAUGUACUGAUCCAUGCCCAGCAUAUGAAUGCUCUACUGGUGAAUGUAUUUCUACAGAUCAGCUAUGUGAUGGUAUUAGUGAUUGUCCUAGUGGUGAAGAUGAGACAAACUGUGGUUGUACAUGGGCUGAAUUUACCUGCCCUGAUGGGAGCUGUAUUCCUUUAUCCUACAAAUGUGACGGAAUAGUAGACUGUUCUGAUGCGGGCGAUGAAAACACACUGACAUGUACUGAUCCAUGCCCAGCAUAUGAAUGCUCUACUGGUGAAUGUAUUUCUGCAGAUCAGCUAUGUGAUGGUAUUAGUGAUUGUCCUAGUAAUGAAGAUGAGACAAACUGUGGUUGUACAUGGGCUGAAUUUACCUGCCCCGAUGGUAGCUGUAUUCCUUUGUCUUACGAAUGUGAUGGAAUAGUAGACUGUUCUGAUGGUGCUGACGAACAAACGCCACUUUGUGCAGUUUGUACAAAUGAAGAAUUUACAUGUACUGAUGGUAGCUGUAUUCCUUUAUCCUACAUGUGUGACAGAAUAGUAGAUUGUCAAGAUGGUGCUGAUGAACAAACUCCACUUUGUGCAGUCUGUGCUCGUGGAGAAUUUGCCUGCCCUGAUGACAGCUGUAUUCCUUUAUCCAACACAUGUGACGGAAUAGCAGACUGUUCUGAUGGUGCUGACGAACAAACACAACUUUGUACAGAUUGUACAAAUGAAGAAUUUACCUGUACUGAUGGCAGCUGUAUUCCUUUAUCCUACAAAUGUGACGGAAUAGUAGACUGUUCUGAUGCGGGUGAUGAAAGCACACUGACAUGUAGUCUAACCCCCUGCACAUGGGCUGAAUAUACCUGCCCUGAUGGUAGCUGUAUUCCUUUGUCUUACAAAUGUGACGGAAUAGUAGACUGUUCGGAUGGUGCCGAUGAACAAACACCACUUUGUACAGUUUGUACAAAUGAAGAAUUUACCUGUACUGAUGGUAGCUGUAUUCCUUUGUCUUACGAAUGUGAUGGAAUAGUAGACUGUUCGGAUGGUGCCGAUGAACAAACACCACUUUGUGCAGUUUGUACAAAUGAAGAAUUUACCUGUACUGAUGGUAUCUGUAUUCCUUUAUCCUACAAAUGUGAUGGAAUAGUAGACUGUUCUGAUGCGGGUGAUGAAAGCACGCUGACAUGUAAUCUAACCCCCUGCACAUUGCUGCAAUAUGAAUGCUCUACUGGUGAAUGUAUUUCUACAGAUCAGCUAUGUGAUGGUAUUAGUGAUUGUCCUAGUGGGGAAGAUGAGACAAACUGUGGUUGCACAUGGGCUGAAUUUACCUGCCUUGAUGGUAGCUGUAUUCCUAUAUCUUACGAAUGUGAUGGUAUAGUAGACUGUUCGGAUGGUGCCGAUGAACAAACUCCACUUUGUGCAGUUUGUACAAAUGAAGAAUUUACCUGUACUGAUGGUAUCUGUAUUCCUUUAUCCUACAAAUGUGAUGGAAUAGUAGACUGUUCUGAUGCGGGUGAUGAAAGCACGCUGACAUGUAAUCUAACCCCCUGCACAUUGCUGCAAUAUGAAUGCUCUACUGGUGAAUGUAUUUCUACAGAUCAGCUAUGUGAUGGUAUUAGUGAUUGUCCUAGUGGGGAAGAUGAGACAAACUGUGGUUGCACAUGGGCUGAAUAUACCUGCCCUGAUGGUAGCUGUAUUCCUUUGUCUUACGAAUGUGACGGAAUAGUAGACUGUUCGGAUGGUGCUGACGAACAAACACCACUUUGUACAGUUUGUACAAAUGAAGAAUUUACCUGCCCUGAUGGCAGCUGUAUUCCUUUAUCCUACAAAUGUGACGGAAUAGUAGACUGUUCGGAUGGUGCCGAUGAACAAACACCACUUUGUGCAGUUUGUACAAAUGAAGAAUUUACCUGUACUGAUGGUAUCUGUAUUCCUUUAUCCUACAAAUGUGAUGGAAUAGUAGACUGUUCGGAUGGUGCCGAUGAACAAACACCACUUUGUACAGUUUGUACAAAUGAAGAAUUUACCUGUACUGAUGGUAGCUGUAUUCCUUUGUCUUACGAAUGUGAUGGAAUAGUAGACUGUUCGGAUGGUGCCGAUGAACAAACACCACUUUGUGCAGUUUGUACAAAUGAAGAAUUUACCUGUACUGAUGGUAUCUGUAUUCCUUUAUCCUACAAAUGUGAUGGAAUAGUAGACUGUUCUGAUGCGGGUGAUGAAAGCACGCUGACAUGUAAUCUAACCCCCUGCACAUUGCUGCAAUAUGAAUGCUCUACUGGUGAAUGUAUUUCUACAGAUCAGCUAUGUGAUGGUAUUAGUGAUUGUCCUAGUGGGGAAGAUGAGACAAACUGUGGUUGCACAUGGGCUGAAUUUACCUGCCUUGAUGGUAGCUGUAUUCCUAUAUCUUACGAAUGUGAUGGUAUAGUAGACUGUUCGGAUGGUGCCGAUGAACAAACUCCACUUUGUGCAGUUUGUACAAAUGAAGAAUUUACCUGUACUGAUGGUAGCUGUAUUCCUUUAUCCUACAUGUGUGACAGAAUAGUAGAUUGUCAAGAUGGUGCUGAUGAACAAACUCCACUUUGUGCAGUCUGUGCUCGUGGAGAAUUUGCCUGCCCUGAUGGCAGCUGUAUUCCUUUAUCCAACACAUGUGACGGAAUAGCAGACUGUUCUGAUGGUGCUGACGAACAAACGCCACUUUGUACAGAUUGUACAAAUGAAGAAUUUACCUGUACUGAUGGCAGCUGUAUUCCUUUAUCCUACAAAUGUGACGGAAUAGUAGACUGUUCUGAUGCGGGUGAUGAAAGCACACUGACAUGUAAUCUAACCCCCUGCAUAUGGGCUGAAUAUACCUGCCCUGAUGGUAGCUGUAUUCCUUUGUCUUACGAAUGUGACGGAAUAGUAGACUGUUCGGAUGGUGCUGACGAACAAACACCACUUUGUACAGUUUGUACAAAUGAAGAAUUUACCUGUACUGAUGGUAGCUGUAUUCCUUUAUCCUACAAAUGUGACGGAAUAGUAGACUGUUCUGAUGCGGGUGAUGAAAGCACACUGACAUGUAAUCUAACCCCUUGCACAUUGCUGCAAUAUGAAUGCUCUACUGAUGAAUGCAUUUCCACAGACCAGUUCUGUGAUGGCGUUAGUGAUUGUCCUAGUGGCGAAGAUGAGACAAACUGUGGUUGUACUCUGGCUGAAUUUACCUGCCUUGAUGGUCGCUGUAUUCCUUUAUCUUCCAAAUGUGAUGGAAUAGUAGAUUGCCCAAGUGAAGUUGAUGAGAACCCACGUAAAUGUCCUGAUCCAUGCCCAGCACAUGAAUGCUCAACUGGCGAAUGUAUUGCUAAUUUCCAAAUUUGCGAUGGCAUCAGAGAUUGUGUUAAUGGUGAAGACGAAUUAGAUUGUCCAAAUGUAUGCUCUGAAGUAGAGUUUGCAUGUCCCCAAGGUGGUUGCAUACCACUGUCGUCUCUGUGCAAUGGAGUUGAUGAUUGUCCUAGUGGUGCUGAUGAGAAUCCUUUCAGAUGUGGUAGAUUUAUACAUCAUGAAUGUAAAUCUGGAGAAUCUAUUGAAGCUCAUCAGUUCUGUGACGGUACCAUAGAUUGUGAGAGUUCUGAAGAUGAACUCGAUUGUGGAACUGGAUGCUUAGAAUCUGAAUACACAUGUUUGUCUGGACAUUGUAUAUCCUUAUUUCGUGUAUGUGAUGGUGUACCGAAUUGUGCAACUGGUGAAGAUGAAAGUGUCGAUCUCUGUGGAUGCAAUGUCAAUCAAUUCGAAUGCGGUAAUGGGAAAUGCAUAUUGGGAGAAUACGUUUGUGAUGGUGAUCCUGACUGUCCGUAUGGCGAAGAUGAAGACGAUUGUGGUUGUGAUGAGGCUAGGGAGUUUAAAUGUCCCACCACUGGUGCAUGUAUUUCAAUCAUCAAAGUUUGUGAUGGUAUAUCAGACUGUGAAUAUGGCGAAGAUGAACGACUGCCAGAAUGUCUUCCAACGUUGGAACCAAUUACUCCAGAACCAACCAUUGAAGAAAAAAUAUCUAGAUUUAGAAUUGAAGAGAGAUUGGACGCCAUAGAAGAGAAGUGCAAUGAAGUGGAAGAACAUGUAGAGCAACAUGAAUCAUUAAAUGAGGAAAUGUACACAGAACUCUUGGGAAGAAUCGAAGCUCUAGAAGAACAGCUCGGUGCACUUGCACCUCCUGCAACGAAUGAAAAUGUCACCGUCAAGUCUUUUCACCGUAUUGAGUCGAAGUUAGGAAGAAAAUCUCUAAGACAAGAAACUACCGGUGAAGAGAAGCAGGCAAAUUCCGGUCGCUCGGCAACUCUAGCAAAAAUUAUACCCAGCAGCAAUGUUCGUGGACAAAUUGAGAACACUAGAGAAACUAACCGCCAGGGAAACUUAACCAGAAACAUCACGAGGAAGAAGACUUUUCUUCAUGCUAAGUUACUGUCGUUGAAAAAACUUGCCUCGAGCAAAGCUAAACUGGCAAAAUGAGAUUGUAUCACCAUCUAAUGUACGAUGCUACUUUUGUUUUAAUUUUAAUAGAAUAACAAGUUUCAUAGUUUAUUUAUAUAUUAGUUUAUUAUAUUUUAAAUUAUUAGAUAGCCUAUAGGAACAGUGAAUUUAUUUAUAUAUAAGAUUAGCCCUGCGUACAGUGCUGUGUGUACGGGGACGCGUUCGGUUGAUAGAUGUCCCCACCACAGCCCUGCGAACUUUCAUAGACAAAGUCCGGGACAUUGAAAAAUAUAACUUUUUUAAUGAAAUAACAUGCCCAGCUACCAACAAUGAUGAUCGAUUACCAGAUAUAUCCAGAACUUCCAGUUCGGAGUCCAAUUGUGGAUGAAAUCGGCUACUUUGCCUUAAAAACAAACGCAUUCUCUUGCGUGAAUGAAAUUAAAAAUGGCGGCGUUUUGUGGAUAAUUCCUCCUGUACCUACGCGUUUACAAUUUGUCCGUCUUUACUAGUUGUUUAAAGACAUUUCCGUUUCAGAUAACUUUUUAAUGGUUGUUACGGAUAACUAUCGUCAUUUCAGCCGAUUUCGGCAGAGAAACUACCUAUUUUUAACUUGCGCACCAAUUACGUGCGUUCCCGGACUUUGUCUAUGGAGGUACGCAUGGCUGUGGUGGGGACAUCUAUCAACCGACCGCGUCCCCGUACACACAGCACUGUACGCAGGGCUAAUAUAAGAUAUGAUUUACUUGUAUUACAUAAUCGCCUUUAUUUUGUAUUCCCUACUUGGAGUAAUUAAUUUAUUCAAGUAAAAUAAUAAUGACCGUCA
Molecule: messenger RNA, 7126 nt
Organism: Saccoglossus kowalevskii
Lineage: Eukaryota; Metazoa; Hemichordata; Enteropneusta; Harrimaniidae
Cellular component (GO): plasma membrane
Molecular function (GO): protein binding
Source: RefSeq, a predicted model, not a curated record